GUUAAAUUUUGCCUUGAAACGUCACGCUCAUACGACAUCGUUUGGCUCUGUCGUUCCCAUUGCCAAUAUUAGCAAUCCAGCUCCAGGGCACGCAACUCAAACCCUAGAACCAAACCCUUCCGUUAACAAUCACGACAAUUACCAUUCCAUAUGGCAAUUGCACGAACGGGAGUCUAUGUCGACGACUAUUUGGAGUACGCGAGUACACUGCCUGCCGAGCUUCAGAGGUUACUCAACACCAUCAGAGAACUCGAUGAUCGAUCCCAAUCUAUGAUAAACCAGACGAGGCAGCAGACAAAAUACUGCCUGGGGCUGUCAUCACAUGGCUAUAAGAAGCCUAAUCAUAACAGUGGCCAUCACUAUAAUAACAAUAAUAUGAAUGAAGAAGAUGACAUUGCAAUUAACAAAAUGCGAAAAGAAAUCGAGGCAAAUCAAGAUAGUGCAUUUGGUCUAUGUACUGAGAAGGUUUUAUUGGCAAGACAAGCAUAUGACCUGAUAGAUAGCCAUAUAAAGCGACUUGAUGAGGAUUUAAACAACUUUGCUGAAGAUCUAAAGCAAGAGGGGAAAAUAUCACCAGAUGAACCAGCAAUUCUUCCCCCAUUGCCUCUAGUUCUUAAAAGUGAAAAGCGCAAGCCCAUAUAUGGAACACCUCAAUCAAAGAGACCUGAUUACAGGGAUAGAGACUGGGAUAGAGAGCGUGAUAGGGACCUUGAGCUCAUGCCUCCACCAGGAAGCCAUAAAAAAGACUAUACAGCUCCUGUGGAUUUUGAUCAACCAAUUGAUCCUAAUGAGCCCACGUACUGUGUUUGUCAUCAGGUGUCUUUUGGUGAUAUGAUUGCAUGUGACAAUGAAAAUUGCCAAGGAGGCGAAUGGUUUCACUAUGCAUGUGUUGGCCUAACACCAGAGACAAGAUUCAAGGGAAAGUGGUAUUGCCCAACCUGCAAAUUGCUUCCACAAUGUCAAUGAUCAAUCUUUUUGUACCAAUUAAAACUGCAUCCACGGAUACCCACUAAUUGUUGUCCCAGUAGUUUUUCGAGAUCAGUAUGUAAAAGAAGCAUAAAUUUUCAGACUAUAUUUAUGGAACAAAGGUUUGUCCCAAGCCCCCUCGUCCACUCGCCCAUGCUGAAGAUACAUGUUAUUUUUUUGUUAGUUUUUUCAUUAUUGCGCAGACAUUUAUAUUUGUUGUGGGAGUGAAAUCGUCUUCACUUUGCCCUGUAUGAAAAUGUCCUCAAACUUGCAGACUC
Molecule: messenger RNA, 1244 nt
Organism: Prosopis cineraria
Lineage: Eukaryota; Viridiplantae; Streptophyta; Magnoliopsida; Fabales; Fabaceae
Product: PHD finger protein ING2-like
Exons: 7
Coding region: 151-966 (271 amino acids)
Cellular component (GO): nucleus
Source: RefSeq, a predicted model, not a curated record